AUGGACAUGGAAUCUCUAAUCUCACAAACGGAAGCUCUCUCAUGGAAUGAUAUGAAUCUUCAACCAGCUCCAGAAACUGCAAAAGCAAAUUCAGACAAAAUCCUGAUAGGAAGGUUAGUAGCUGAUCGGCCUCUGAAUAAAUUUGCAAUACACUCUAGUAUAAAGGCCUCAUGGAACUUCAUAAAAAAUUUUCUCAUUGAGGAUCUGGAAAUCAACAAGUUUAUCUUCACUUUUAGAUCCAUUCAAGAUAAACUUAGAGUGUUAAAUCAGGUCCCUUGGAACUUUAAAGGACAUUUGCUUAUUCUGAAACCAUGGCCACUUGGAGCUACUCUUCAAGAAAUCAGUUUAAACUAUGCUAUUUUCAAUGUGCAAAUACAUGGAUUACCUCUAGAUCAUAUAACUCUUGAAAAUGCAAUUGAAAUUGGGAAAGCUCUCGGUUCUUUGAUCAAAGUGGAAGUAGACCCUCUCUAUGGAUUAGCCUUCAGAAAAUAUAUUCGUAUUAAAGUGGAGAUUGAUAUAACUAAGCCUCUCAAGCAAGGUUUCAUGAUGCCGAGAAUUGGGAACCAUGAAGUAUGGGUAGCUUUUAAGUAUGAAAAAUUAUCAGACAUUUGUUAUGCGUGUGGGAGACUUGGACACUCUCAAAUCUUUUGUGGUUAUCUAAGUUCACCUCCAACAAGACUUUCAUACGGCCCAUGGCUUCGAGCUGAAUUCAACAACUUCCCAGAAAAUAUUCAGUCAAACCAACAAUCAGAUAGUGGGCAACAGGAAGUAACAGAUCAAUUCGAACCAUUUCAUCCUCCGGCUUCAAAUGCAGAUGAUUACAGUAAAGGAAAGCAAGUUAUUUCCCCAAGAAAAAAUUAUGAAAUAACUUUGGGUGGACAGAGUAAUUUUACCAGUGUUCAAAUUGAGAAAAAUGCAGAAAAAAUACCGGAUGAGAUGCAUUUCCUCCAUUCUCCUUCAACUCACCAAAGGCCAAGUGAACUUGCGAAGGGAACGACCCCAACAGUUUCUCAAGCACUGUUGAACUACAGUGAUCAAUCACAAUUAAUUCUCUCACCUACCAGUGUAAAUGUGAUUACUGUUCGGCCAACCACUGCUCCCUGCAGCUUUAAUACAAGUCUCAGUCAAAUAUCUCUUCUUUCCUCAAGUACAGAAGCGCCGACUGAGCAAGGAAAUUCUUAUCCACCUUCUGAUCCUCACUGUCUUUUCUUCAUUUAA
Molecule: messenger RNA, 1218 nt
Organism: Juglans regia (Persian walnut)
Lineage: Eukaryota; Viridiplantae; Streptophyta; Magnoliopsida; Fagales; Juglandaceae
Exons: 1
Coding region: 1-1218 (405 amino acids)
Source: RefSeq, a predicted model, not a curated record